This is a messenger RNA of Linderina pennispora, 516 nucleotides long. RefSeq lists its product as uncharacterized. Lineage: Eukaryota; Fungi; Kickxellomycota; Kickxellomycetes; Kickxellales; Kickxellaceae. Gene Ontology annotation, cellular component: plasma membrane. Gene Ontology annotation, molecular function: acetate transmembrane transporter activity. Bases 1 to 516 code for a protein of 171 amino acids. The record is from RefSeq and is a predicted model, not a curated record. The transcript has a single exon.
AUGACUGGCCAGGCCAUUGCUGUUGCCGGCAUUGCGCAGCUCUUUGCAGGGCUCUGGCAGAUCGCCAACGGCGACACGUUCGAAGGCGCUGCGUUCUCUUCAUUUGGCUCGUCGUGGCUUGCCAAAGGCCUUGGCAUGGUGCCAGGGAUCGGCGUCAUCGACUACCAGGCCAAUGAGUCGCCGCGGGUUGCGCGUCGCCAGAAUGGUAUCGUUGGGCUUGCAUGGAGCAUCUGGGUGCUAAUUUUGCUGGCAGGCAACGUCAAAUCGCACUUUGUCAAUAUUCUCAUGUUUGUGACGUUGAAUCUGCAGCUGGACUUUGGCUGUGCGGGCACAUGGACCAACAACGAGAGAAUCACCAAGGCGGGCGGGUGGUUUGGGUUCUUCUGCGGAUUGACAGCCAUGUACAAUGCGGCUUCCAUCCUGCUCAACGAGGAGAACUUUUGGUGCAAUGUGCCGGUGGGCAACUGGUAUAACCCAGACACAAAGCUGGACGAGGAGGCUGAGGCAGGGUUCUGA